AUGCUUUCUUGCCCUUCUCCUUCUUCCUUCCACCUCCAUCUCCAUCGCCGCCCUCAUCCCACAACCGUCUCCUCCUCCCUCCAACACCACCCUAACCAUCCCCCUACCCCUACAUCUGACCCUGUCCUCCGUACUCAUAACUCAAAAACUGUCUCCUUUCUCCACCAUCGCACCACCAUCACCGAUAAAACAAAGAACCCACCCCAAGGAAAUGAAAAUGACCGCCAGCAGCACCAAGAUUCUGCACAACCUAACGAUAAUAAACGGACAACCGGACAGCUUGUAGUUCCACCUCAAGAAAAAUUAAACAUCCUAGAAAUGUCCCUCGUCUCCGAACGCGUCCCCCAAUACCCGGGCUCCAUUUACACCAAUUCCCUCCCUUCUCUUCAAUCCGUAUUGCGAACCCAAAACCACACCCAACACCCGGACAACGACGACGAUGAGGAUGAGGAGGCGAUGAUAAUGCGGGCGCUUGAGAUUAGAAGGAAGGUGACGGCGGAGGUUUUCAAGGGAGCAAUGAAAAAGGGAAAAUUUGGAAUCACGUAUUCGACGAAUUUGGUUAAUAGGUUGUCGGAAUUUAUUGAUCACGUGAUGAUUGAAGCGGCUGCUUUGAAAAGGUUGCCUGAGUUUGAGGAUUCUACGUUUAAUGUUCGUGCUAAGGUUGUUAUUGAUGACUCCAAUGUUGUUCCUCUUAUAAGGUGGUUGAAGCACAAUAACCUCUCAUAUCCUAAAAUUGCAAAGCUGAUAUGCAUGUCUAAAGGAAAUCUUGAGUCUAUAAGACGACUUGUUGAGUGGCUCAAGACUGUUCAUGUGAAAGGUGAAUUUUUAGGGGUUACGCUUUUGAAAUCCGGAGAUGAUAUUUUGCAACGUAGCAUUGAAGAUUUGGAUGAGAUUGUUGAGUAUUUGGAGAGUAAUGGAGUUAAGAGGGAUUGGGUGGGUUUUGUUAUCAGCCGAUGUCCAAGGCUGUUGUCCUAUAGCAUGGAGGAAGUGAAAAUACGUGUGGAGUUUUACUUGAACAUGGGUAUGAAUGAGAAUGACUUUGGGACAAUGGUAUUUGAUUAUCCUGGCGUACUCGGCCAGUUUACUCUUGAAGAGAUGAAUCAAAAGGUUAAUUAUCUGAGAGAGUUUGGCCUCAGUACUGAAUAUGUUGGGAGAUUACUAGCAUUCAGGCCACAAUUGAUGGGUUGUAGCAUUGAAGAAAGAUGGAAGCCUCUUGUUAAGUACUUAUAUUACCUUGGAAUUUCCCGAGAUGGAAUGAAGAGAAUGCUUACCAUUAAGCCAAUGGUUUUCUGUUUUAAUUUGGAGACAACAAUUGCACCCAAGGUACAAUUUUUCCGGGACCUAGGUGUUCGAGAUGAUGCCAUUGGUAAUAUGCUUGUUAAGUUCCCUCCCUUACUAACAUACAGCCUCCACAAGAAAAUUCGACCAGUGGUCAUUUUGUUGAUGACCAAAGCUGGUGUCAAUGAGAAGGAUAUUGGAAAGGUUAUAGCAUUGGGACCAGAGCUCUUGGGUUGCAGUAUAGCAAAAAGGCUUGAAGUUAAUGUAAAAUAUUUUCUGUCACUUGGCAUACGAGUUAGACAGCUGGGUGAGAUGGUUGCUGAUUUCCCUAAACUUCUUCGAUACAAAGUAGAUCUCCUCUAUCCGAAGUACCGAUAUCUACGAAGAACUAUGGUCCGUCCCUUGCAGGAUGUGAUUGAGUUUCCCAGGUUUUUCAGCUAUUCUCUAGAAGAGCGAAUAAUUCCAAGGCACAAAAUUAUGGUGGAGAAUCGGGUUAACUUCAAACUUCGCUACAUGUUGGCAUGCACUGACGAUGAGUUCAAUGAAAGGGUUGCAGAUAAGGUUGAAAGGCGGCGAAGAUUUGAAUCUGGUCUAUUAGAUGAUGCUCCAGUUGAUUCUCAAACAGCUGAAGGCUCCUUGGGGAAGGCAGCAAUCGGAGACUGUCCCACGAGUAAGAGUGCAUUUUCGAAAUUUUCCUGAGUGAUAUUACUCAACGGAGAGGACUGUCACAGAAAUAGAUUUUUCCAGAAGUGAGGAUUCUCAAGGUUUGUCACUCCGAACAUGGAUGACAUCGCCACUUUUAAUAUUUUUUAAACCCUCAAUGGCCUCAUUAGUUUUUGUAUGUAAAUACUAAUGAAUUUUUUUUCUUUUUCUUUAAGCCUGGACCAAAGGGUUUGUGCAUAUUAGCCUGAUUGUAUAUCAGAUGUAUUUAUUUACAAAACGAAGGUAAUAUAACAGGAGAAAA
This is a messenger RNA of Durio zibethinus, 2242 nucleotides long. Its product is annotated as Mitochondrial transcription termination factor family protein. Gene Ontology annotation, molecular function: double-stranded DNA binding. Lineage: Eukaryota; Viridiplantae; Streptophyta; Magnoliopsida; Malvales; Malvaceae. The record is from RefSeq and is a predicted model, not a curated record. Gene Ontology annotation, biological process: regulation of DNA-templated transcription.